Messenger RNA from Dermacentor albipictus, 2953 nucleotides. Its product is annotated as zinc finger protein 84-like. Gene Ontology annotation, molecular function: DNA-binding transcription factor activity; RNA polymerase II cis-regulatory region sequence-specific DNA binding. Gene Ontology annotation, biological process: regulation of transcription by RNA polymerase II; DNA repair. NCBI's taxonomy places the organism in Eukaryota, Metazoa, Arthropoda, Arachnida, Ixodida, Ixodidae. The record is from RefSeq and is a predicted model, not a curated record.
CCGAGUAUUGUAUGGAGUAAGAAAAUGGGGCCUCCCACCCAAAUGAAAUGGUCCAUCAACAUCGGCACCAAUCGCGCCGAAUCCGCGCGUUGCGGUACCAGAUAUUUUGUGUGAGCUCGUGUGCUGCUGAUUGUUUCUGCCGUUUCGAAGACCAUUUGCUCCCUACCUCGUGUGCAAAAUGACAAGCCAUUGAAGCAUACCAGCUACCCAGCAAAUCCAGAUGGUGCACUUACAUGAAGGAUACCACCACCGCUGCAACUCCUGUGUCUUUGAGAUGGAUAAACUGAUCUGAAGUGCUCACCAGGAUCCAUGCAGGCCAGCGUGUGUUUGAAUUCCAUUUGUGCCCUCAGAGCUUCUCGCGAACGUUCAAGCUGAACACUGCACAUUCCUGCACUCGCACAGCCAAAAGGCCAUUUCAGUGUCCUUCACGCUCUCAGAUCUUCUCACAAGAAAGUUAUUCUAAAGCAACACCUGUGCAUCCACAGAGGUGAGAUGCCAUUUCAUUGCCAUUUAUGCGCUAAAAGCUUCACGGUGAAGUCUACAUUGAAGGAACACCUGUGCAUUCACACAGGAGAGAAGCCAUUUCAGUGCCCUUCGUGCCCUCGAAGGUUCAAACAAAAGAGUACUCUCAAUCGACACCUGCACAUCCACACAGAUGAGAGGCCAUUUCAAUGCCCUUUUUGCCCUCAAGGUUUCUCACGAAAGAGUAUUCUGAACCAACACCUGCACACCCACACAGGCAAGAAGCCAUUUCAAUGCCCUUCAUGCCCUCAAAGCUUCUCACUGAAAAAUUCUCUGAACCAGCACCUGCGCACCCACACAGGAGAGAAGCCAUUCCAUUGCCCUUCGUGCCCGCAGACAUUCUCACAAAAGAGUAAUCUGAACCAGCACCUGCGCACCCACACAGGAGAGAAGCCAUUCCAUUGCCCUUCGUGCCCGCAGACAUUCUCACAAAAGAGUAAUCUGAACCAGCACCUGCGUACCCACACAGGAGAGAAGCCAUUCCAUUGCCCUUUGUGCCCGCAGAGCUUCUCACACAAGAGUAAUCUGAACCAGCACCUGCGUACCCACACAGGUGAGAGGCCAUUUCAAUGCCCUUCGUGCCCUCAAAGCUUCUCACAAAAGAGUAAUCUGAACCAACAUCUGUGCACUCACACAGGUGAGAGGCCAUAUCAGUGCCUUGCAUGCCCUAUGAGCUUCUCACAGAAAAGUGCUCUGAACCGGCACCUGCGCACCCACACAGGCGAGAAACUAUUUCAAUGCCCUUCAUGCCCUCAGAGCUUCUCACUGAAAUAUUCUCUGAACCAGCACCUGCACACCCACACAGGAGAGAAGCCAUUCCAUUGCCCUUCGUGCCCGCAGAGAUUCUCACAAAAGAGUAAUCUGAACCAGCACCUGCGCACCCACACAGGCGAGAAACCAUUUCAAUGCCCUUCAUGCCCUCAGAGCUUCUCACAAAAGGGUCAUCUGAACCGUCACCUGCGCACCCACACAGGAGAGAAGCCAUUUCAAUGCCCUUCGUGCCCUCGGAGCUUCUCACUGAAAUAUUCUCUGAACCAGCACCUGCGCACCCACACAGAAGAGAAGCCAUUUCAAUGCCCUUCGUGCCCUCAGAGCUUCUCGCAAAAGAGUACUCUGAACCAACAUCUGUGCACUCACACAGGUGAGAGGCCAUUUCAAUGCCCUUCGUGCCCUCGGAGCUUCUCACGAAAGAGUACUCUGAACCAACAUCUGUGCACUCACACAGGUGAGAGGCCAUAUCAGUGCCUUGCAUGCCCUAUGAGCUUCUCACAGAAGAGUGCUCUGAACCGGCACCUGCGCACCCACACAGGCGAGAAACCAUUUCAAUGCCCUUCAUGCCCUCAGAGCUUCUCACUGAAAAUUUCUCUGAACCAGCACCUGCGAACCCACACAGGAGAGAAGCCAUACCAAUGCCCUUCGUGCCCUCAGAGCUUCUCACAGAAAACUUCUCUGAACCAGCACCUGCACACCCACACAGGAGAGAAGCCAUUCCAUUGCCCUGCGUGCCCUCGGAGCUUCUCACAAAAGGGUCAUCUGAACCAGCACCUGCGUACCCACACAGGAGAGAAGCUAUAUCAGUGCCCUUUAUGCCCUCAAAGCUUCUCACAAAAGUCAACAUGGAAGGUUCACCUGCACUACCACUGAUGUGAGAGGCUCUUUCAGAGCCCUUCGUGUCGUGAGAACUUCUUGUGGAAGUCUGCGUUAAACCAGCAGCCACGCAUCCACACAGGCGGGCGGUCAUUUCAGUGCCCUGCAUGCCCUCAGCAAUCCUCAAAAGUCCUUACUGAAGGACCACCUGUGCAUCCACUCAGCGAGAGGCCAUGUCAGUGUUCAUGUACUCGGAUGUACUCAUGGAAGUUCGCACUGAACUUCACUUCCACUAAUGUGAGAGGCUGUUUCAGAGUCCUUCAUGUCCUGAGAACUUGUGGAAGUCUGCACUGAACCAACACCUGCUCGUCCACACAGUCUGUAGUGAAGGAUCACCUGUGUAUCCACUCGGGGAGACGCCAUGUCAGGGCUCUUCAUGUCCUCAGUUACUUGCAGAAGUUCACACUGAAUUGACACAUGCACAACCCACAUAUGCGAGAGACCGUUUCAGUGCCACUUCUACCGCCAAACCUUCGGACAUAACAGCCACCUCAAUAGGCACCUCAAUAGUGCACGUGACAUGUGCGGUGCAGCAGCGCUGAGUUGUGUGCACUCCUCAUUGUUCUUUCUAGCUUUUCAUGUUUUCCUUAGUUUUUUCAUGGAAACUCAGCAUGUGUACAUGUGUAGUUCUACACUAGGAUAAACAUAGUAAGUCAUCACUUUUCAUUAUGUUUAAGCUUUUUGUUGCAGACAAUUUCUGCAUUGAAAUGUUUAACUGCUCAUUACUAAACCAGUUGUGAGAGUUCGUUUUGUGCACUAAAUAAAAUUUGGGAUUGGGUUUUAA